CGUAUAAUAUUUGAUCUGUUUCCGUGAGAGUAAGUUGUUCUGUGGCUGAGGCAGUGCAUCCGAAAUUCUGAUCUGUGAGAAUGGGAAAAGGUGGAUCUCUGAGCGACGGCGUGGUGAAGAAGAUCGUUCUCUCCUACAGCUACGUGGCAAUAUGGAUCUUCCUGAGCUUCACCGUCAUCGUCUACAACAAGUACAUCCUGGACAAGAAGAUGUACAACUGGCCCUUCCCCAUCUCCCUCACCAUGAUCCACAUGUCCUUCUGCGCCACCCUGGCCCUCCUCCUCGUCCGCGUCUUCCGCCUCGUCGAGCCCGUCUCCAUGUCCCGCGACGUCUACCUCUCCUCCGUCGUCCCCAUCGGCGCCCUCUACUCCCUCUCCCUCUGGCUCUCCAACUCCGCCUACAUCUACCUCUCCGUCUCCUUCAUCCAGAUGCUCAAGGCCCUCAUGCCUGUCGCUGUUUACUCCAUCGGCGUCAUGCUCCGAAAAGAAUCCUACAAAAACGACACCAUGCUUAAUAUGCUCUCCAUCUCCCUCGGCGUCGGCGUCGCCGCCUACGGCGAGGCCCGCUUCGACGCCUGGGGCGUCCUCCUCCAGCUCGGCGCCGUCGCCUUCGAGGCCACCCGCCUCGUCAUGAUCCAAAUCCUCCUCACCUCCAAGGGGAUCUCGCUUAACCCAAUCACUUCUCUCUACUACGUCGCGCCGUGCUGCCUCGUGUUUCUCUCUAUUCCGUGGAUCUUUGUUGAGUAUCCUGUUUUGAGAGACACUUCCAGCUUCCACUUCGAUUUCGUCAUCUUCGGGACCAACUCCUUCUGUGCAUUCGCGCUGAAUCUGGCCGUGUUUCUUCUUGUUGGGAAGACGUCUGCGUUGACCAUGAAUGUGGCCGGUGUUGUGAAGGAUUGGUUGCUGAUUGCGUUUUCGUGGUCGGUUAUUAAGGACACCGUGACGCCGAUAAAUUUGUUCGGCUACGGGCUUGCGUUCCUCGGCGUGGCGUAUUACAAUCACUCGAAGCUGCAGGCGCUCAAGGCCAAGGAGGCGCAGAAGAAGACCGCGCAGGCAGAUGAGGAGGAAGGGAGGUUGCUCGAGGACAGAGAUGACAACAAGAGGAACGAACAGCAGACUUAACUUUUAUUUAUUUUUAAUCGUUCCCUGUUUUAUUUUACACAGAUUCAAGAAAGGAAAAAAACAAACAAGAGGUUUGGUUUGGUUUUCGAGGCAAAUAUGGAAAUGUCAUCGUCCUCUCUGGGCAUAUUGCCGGUUCGGUAUUGUUUUUUUAGUUGCUAGAUCUUCUUCACGUUGCCAAUGCGGUGGGUAGUUAAUUAGUAGAUAUGGGUUUGAGAUUUGAGAACAAUUAUGUGUUACUAGAGCUAGAGUCUCCAAUCCUUUUAUUAUUAUUAUUAUUAUUAUUUUCUUUUAUCUCAUUCCCGUUUUCGGUGGUUUUGUUUUAUGUUAUGUUAUUGUAGGAACUCGAUUUAUGGAGUUUACAUGCUUCUUAUUAAUUCAUAGUACAUUUCAAUUCUGUGUAAUGUGAAUUUGGGAUUUAUCUUAUAGCCAAGCUGUCUGACAAAUUUCA
This is a messenger RNA of Glycine soja, 1569 nucleotides long. Its product is annotated as probable sugar phosphate/phosphate translocator At5g25400. The record is from RefSeq and is a predicted model, not a curated record. The transcript has a single exon. Gene Ontology annotation, molecular function: antiporter activity. Gene Ontology annotation, cellular component: endosome; Golgi apparatus; trans-Golgi network. NCBI's taxonomy places the organism in Eukaryota, Viridiplantae, Streptophyta, Magnoliopsida, Fabales, Fabaceae. The coding region runs from base 81 to 1121 and encodes 346 amino acids.